GUGUGUGAGUGCGUGAGCGUGACAGUGUUUUGCUUUCGGGUUCGCGUUUCGCGAUUAUUUUCUGUCGUUCGUUGUGUUUAAUUUUAACAAUUUUCUUGAUGCUUCUUUAGAAAUGGAAGGAAAUGCAGGUAAUCGAACUACACGUUUUAUGAUGGAAGGCGUUGGAGCUCGAGUAAUUAGAGGCCCCGACUGGAAAUGGGGCAAGCAGGAUGGUGGGGAGGGUCAUGUUGGGACUGUGCGAAACUUCGAGUCACCAGAAGAAGUGGUCGCAGUUUGGGACAAUGGAACUGCUGCCAACUACAGAUGCUCCGGAGCAUAUGAUUUGAGAAUAUUGGACAGUGCACCUACAGGUGUGAAGCAUGACGGCACAAUGUGCGACACAUGCCGUCAGCAGCCGAUCUUCGGCAUCAGAUGGAAAUGUGCCGAGUGCAACAACUAUGACCUGUGCUCCAUCUGCUAUCACGGCGACAAGCAUCCCCUGCGCCACCGGUUCUUCAGGAUCACUACUCCUGGAAGUGAAAGGAUUCUGCUAGAGCCGCGCCGCAAGAGCAAGAAGGUGACAGUGCGCGGCAUCUUCCCGGGCGCGCGCGUUGUGCGCGGGGUGGACUGGCAGUGGGAGGACCAAGAUGGCGGCAACGGCCGGCGCGGCAAGGUCAACGAGAUCCAGGACUGGUCGGCCGCCUCGCCGCGCUCGGCCGCUUACAUCGUCUGGGACAACGGCUCUAAGAAUCUCUACCGCGUCGGAUUCGAGGGAAUGGCUGACCUGAAAGUAGUGAAUGAUGUUAAGGGUCAAACAGUCUAUCGAGAUCACCUGCCUUUGCUUGGAGAGCAAGGAACUGGAAGAAGCGGUUCACAUGGAUUACAGAUUGGCGAUCAGGUGAACGUUGAUUUGGACUUUGAGAUUGUUCAAUCUCUGCAACAUGGACAUGGAGGUUGGACAGAUGGAAUGUUCGAAUGCCUCAACUCAACCGGAACCGUCAUCGGAAUCGAUCAAGAUCAUGACAUCGUUGUGUCCUAUGAUAGUGGAAACAGAUGGACGUUCAACCCAGCGGUUUUGACGAAGCUGGCGGUGGCCGCACCCAGCACGUCUGAGACGCAGCAGCAGUUCGCAGUCGGCGACUUGGUGCAGAUCUGCAACGACCUGGAACGCAUCAAGGUGCUGCAGAGGGGACACGGCGAGUGGGCCGAAGCUAUGGCUCCUACGUUGGGGAAAAUUGGCAGAGUUCAGCAAAUUUAUCAUGACAACGACCUGAAAGUCGAAGUGUGUGGAACAUCGUGGACCUACAACCCCGUUGCUGUCAAGAAGGUCGCCUCUUCUGACGUAUCAGCCCAGGCCAACUCAAGUGGAGAACGUUUGAGUGCUCUGCUGAAGAAGCUGUUCGAGACGCACGUGUCAGGUGACGUGAACGAGGAGCUGGUGAAGUCGGCGGCGAACGGUGACGUGCAGAAGUGCGACGAAGUGCUGAAGCGAGUCGACGCCGACGUCAACGGCAUAUUCGGCGGCCACACCGCCCUGCAGGCCGCCAGUCAGAACGGCCAUCUUGAAGUCAUCAAGGCCCUCCUCAGGUGCACGGCCGAUGUCGAAAUCGAGGACAAGGACGGCGAUCGCGCCGUGCACCACGCGGCGUUCGGCGACGAGCCGGGCGUAAUGGCGCUGCUGGCCGCAGCCGGCGCCGACCUCAAUGCACGCAACAAGCGACGCCAGACGGCGCUGCACAUCGCCGUCAACAAGGGCCACGUCGCCGUCGUCAAGGCCCUGCUCGAGCUCGGCUGCCAUCCCAGCUUACAGGAUUCGGAAGGAGACACACCUCUGCAUGACGCCAUCUCGAAGAAGCGUGACGACAUGCUGACUCUGCUGCUGGACCACAGUGCUGACAUCAUGCUCACCAACAACAACGGAUUCAACGCCCUGCAUCACGCUGCUCUGCGCGGCAAUCCAAGGUUGGUACUCCAUUUCCUUCAGUACAUUGUAAAGCUAUUGGAGCAAUGAAGGUCUGACAACGGAAGAG
Molecule: messenger RNA, 2009 nt
Organism: Nilaparvata lugens (brown planthopper)
Lineage: Eukaryota; Metazoa; Arthropoda; Insecta; Hemiptera; Delphacidae
Gene: mib1
Product: E3 ubiquitin-protein ligase MIB1
Exons: 12
Coding region: 113-1990 (625 amino acids)
Biological process (GO): protein ubiquitination
Cellular component (GO): cytoplasm
Molecular function (GO): ubiquitin-protein transferase activity; zinc ion binding; protein binding
Source: RefSeq, a predicted model, not a curated record